Morus notabilis is the source of this 1167-nucleotide messenger RNA. RefSeq names its product probable calcium-binding protein CML36. The coding region runs from base 188 to 886 and encodes 232 amino acids. The transcript has 2 exons. Lineage: Eukaryota; Viridiplantae; Streptophyta; Magnoliopsida; Rosales; Moraceae. Gene Ontology annotation, molecular function: calcium ion binding. The record is from RefSeq and is a predicted model, not a curated record.
UCAACAGACGAAACUUCCUGGAAAUUGCCAUGGCUGAUUUUGCGCCCACGCUCCCACCAUUUAACCCCUCAACCUUCCUCUUGCCUUCUCCUCAACUUCCUCCUCUCUCCUUCUUCGCGUCUUCCUCCUUCCUUUCUCUCUCUGCUUUCUCUCUCUUCAUUCUUCUUUCUCUGAAAAUCUCUGGACGAUGAUGAAGCUCGUCAAGAUCAACCCGAAAAAUCUCAAGCUCAGCCCCAAAGGCCCCUUCCGAUCGAGCAGCAAGGAGAAAUACACUCCUUCCAAGUCUGAUCCGCCGUCGUUUGGCUCCGGAACGACGUCGUCUUCUUCCUCCUUGUCAGAUCUCAAGGCCGGCGCCGGCGUUGGCGGUUCGGUUACUCCGACGAGCGUUCUCCCCGAGAUAUCGGGAGAUUUGUCCGAUUUCUCGGCCGAUAUUCACUCGGAGCUCGCCGAGGCCUUCAAAUUGAUAGACCGAGACAACGACGGAAUCGUCUCGAGGAAAGAGCUCGAGGCGCUGCUGAGCCGACUCGGCGGCGUCGGCUCCAUCUCGGAAAGCGAGGAUUUUGUGGCGUCGAUGCUGAGCGAGGUGGACGGCGGCGACGGCGAGGGAUGCAUCAGCGUGGAGGCGCUUAUGAGCCGAGUCGGCUCGGCGGCGGCUUGCGAGCCGGCUGGCGACUCGGAGCUGAGAGAGGCGUUCGAUUUCUUCGACACCGAUCGCGACGGUAGAAUCACGGCGGAUGAGCUCCACAGCUUCUUCACUGCGAUCGGCGAUGAGCGGUGCACGUUACAGGAUUGCCGGCGCAUGAUAGACGGCGUGGGUAGGAGCGGUGAAGGGUUCGUCUGCUUCGAGGACUUCUCCCGUAUGAUGGAGCUGCAGAGACUCUCGUGAUGAUCAUCAUGAUGAUAUAAAAUAAAAUCAUGAUGUUCUUUCUCAUCUUGUUGCUCCUGAUGUUAGAAUUCAAAAAAAAAAAAAAAAAAAAUUUAUUAUUUCUUUUUUAUUUUUUUCCUAUUUUAUUGGUGUAUGGUUUCCCUUCUACGGUGAGAGAUAAAUAUUAAACAGAAAGUCAGGUGAUCGGACGGGUGUGAGUGGCUGAUCUAGAAGUUUUAGAUAAACUGUGUUUCCGACUCAGUAAAUAUAUGAGAAAGGAGAAAAAAAAAAAAAUCAUCUUC